UAAUGAAACUAAUACAGAUAGAGCUUUUUGAACUGAGUUCAGUGAUGGGAAUUUUCCGAAAAUUUUCUGAAUUCCGAAAAUUUCGCCUCAUUCGAUUUUCUAGCAAAAAAAUUCAAAAUUGUCCUGACAUAAAAAAAAAACUGAUUGUAUCUAUGAAUUCGUCAUCCAUUUUUCUUAAAAAGUAGACAUGUUUUAUUACAUUACUACUCAAAGAAUGCGAAAUAAGAUAUCUGAUUUGUUUGAACACGCUUUCAUCUGGUCUUUUAAAAAAAAUGUCGCGUUUCCGGUAGCUUAGGCUAUUGUCUAGAACUCUAGUCUCUAGAUUAUCAUCUUGGUCUAGAUAGAUUCUAGAUAAGAUAUCUAGUUUCUUUAAUUUGAAUACUUUUGGUUUUCACAGGAACAACUUGUAGAGUUGCAUAGAUACACUGUUUUAAAGAGUCUCAUCAAUAUUUUAUCAUGAUAUCUAAUCAAAAUCUAUAUAAAAUGACAUGUAAGAUUUUGAAAUGGAUCUCAAAUUGUGUUUACAAAGACAUCUGAAGAACUAAUUCACUUAAUGUCAAUUAUGGAUGACAUGAAACAAAACUUAAAUGAACUCAGAACUGUCAUUAAAACUGAGAAGAUAGAAAGGUCUCUGCCUUUAGAGACACUGGAAAACAGUUUAACUGGUCACAUUUUCGAAUUUAUUUUGAAGGAAGAGGCACAGACAUCUGAAGAACUAAUACACCCAAUGUUGGAUGACAUAAAAGAAAACUUCACUAAUGAUCUCGAAAAUGUCAUAAAAAUUGAGAAGAUAGAAUCCUCUUUACAUUCAGAGACACCAGAAAUUACCUCCACUGGUCAUACUGCUGAAGAAAUUUCUGCAGAAGAAAGACAGUCAUAUGAAGAACAAAGUCACUCAGUGUUGGAUGACAUUAAACAAGACUAUACAAAUGAUCUAAAAAAUGCCAUGAAAAUUGAAAAGACAGAAUCCAUUUUACAUUCAGAGACACCAGAAAAUAUUUCCACUGGUCAUACUUUAGAACAAUUUUUAGCAGAAGAGAAACAGAAAAAAAUGAUAAAUAAGAAUCAAGAAUGGACUUUAAACCAAGAUAUGUAUGCUAGAAACACCAAGAAAGAUUGGUAUGCUCCAAACUUAAAUGAUGAGGGAGAAUUUUCUUAUUACAAAAGAACCAACCAGCUGAUUUACGAAGAUGAAAAAUUGGAGCAAUUUCAAUUGGAUACAGAAAAAAUCUCAACUUCAUUUAAAGUAAAAAGAAAUAAAAUGAAUCACUUAAGUAAGAAGCCAUUUAAAUGUAAAAUAUGUCAGAAAGAAUUCAAGUACCCUUCUAAGUUUAAAUGCCAUGAACUAAUACAUUCUGAUAAAAAGCCAUUUAAAUGUCAAAUUUGUCAAAAAGAAUUCAAACAGCCCUCCAUAUUAAAAUGCCAUGAACUAAUACAUUCUGGUAAAAAGCUAUUUAAAUGUAAAUUUUGUCAAAAAGAAUUCAAACAGCCCUCCAUAUUAAUACGCCAUGAACUAAUACAUUCUGGUAAAAAGCCAUUUAAAUGUCAAAUUUGUCAAAAAGAAUUUAAUCAGUCCUCCAUAUUAAAACGCCAUGAACUAAUACAUUCUGGUAAAAAGCCAUUUAAAUGUAAAAUUUGUCAAAAAGAAUUCAAUCAGUCCUCCAUAUUAAAACGGCAUGAACUAAUACAUUGUAAUGAAAAGCCAUUUAAAUGUCAAAUUUGUCAAAAAGAAUUUAAUUAUCCCUCCAUAUUAAUACGCCAUGAACUAAUACAUUCUAAUGAAAAGCCAUUUAAAUGUCAAAUUUGUCAAAAAGAAUUCAAUCAGCCCUCCUUAUUAAAAUGCCAUGAACUAAUACAUUCUGGUAAAAAGCUAUUUAAAUGUAAAUUUUGUCAAAAAGAAUUCAAACAGCCCUCCAUAUUAAUACGCCAUGAACUAAUACAUUCUGGUAAAAAGCCAUUUAAAUGUCAAAUUUGUCAAACAGAAUUCAAUCAGUCCUCCAUAUUAAAACGCCAUGAACUAAUACAUUCUGGUAAAAAGCCAUUUAAAUGUAAAAUUUGUCCAAAAAAAUUCAAUCAGUCCUCCAUAUUAAAACGGCAUGAACUAAUACAUUCUAAUGAAAAGCCAUUUAAAUGUAAAAUUUGUCCGAAAAAAUUUACUCAGUUCUCCAACUUAAAAUCUCAUGAAUCAAUACAUUCUAAUGAAAAGCCAUUUAAAUGUCAAAUUUGUCAAAAAGAAUUCAAUCAGCCCUCCAUAUUAAAAUGCCAUGAACUAAUACAUUCUGGUAAAAAGCUAUUUAAAUGUAAAUUUUGUCAAAAAGAAUUCAAACAGCCCUCCAUAUUAAUACGCCAUGAACUAAUACAUUCUGGUAAAAAGCCAUUUAAAUGUCAAAUUUGUCAAAAAGAAUUCAAUCAGUCCUCCAUAUUAAAACGCCAUGAACUAAUACAUUCUGGUAAAAAGCCAUUUAAAUGUAAAAUUUGUCAAAAAGAAUUCAAUCAGUCCUCCAUAUUAAAACGUCAUGAACUAAUACAUUGUAAUGAAAAGCCAUUUAAAUGUAAAAUUUGUCAAAAAGAAUUCAAUCAGUCCUCCAUAUUAAAACGUCAUGAACUAAUACAUUGUAAUGAAAAGCCAUUUAAAUGUAAAAUUUGUCAAAAAGAAUUCACUCAUACCUCCUACUUAAAAUCCCAUGAACUAAUACAUUCUGGUAAAAAGCCAUUUACAUGUAAAAUUUGUCUGAAAGAAUUCACUAUGUCCUCCUCCUUAAAACGCCAUGAGUUAGUACAUUCUAGUAAAAAUUCAUUUUAAUGUAAAAUUCGUCAGAAAGAAUUUAUUAAUUCUUGCAGUUUUAAGCACCAUGAGAUGUUCCAUUCUUGUAAAACAUACAGAGUGUGACAUGUGUCAACAAAUUUUAUUCACUAAAUCAUAUUUAACAUACCAUCUAGUUCUUCAGUGUGGAAUAAAUAUUUAACUUUUUUAAUGUCACAUGUGUUGUGUUAGAAGGAAUUUUUAAAAUCCUCAUGCUUUAAAAUUUAUAUAUGUUCAUUCAUUUUGAUAUACAUUAGUUGAUAUGAUUGAUUAACCUUAAAUAAAGAUUUUUGACAUUCGGAAUUUUGAAGAAACAAUUUAUAUAUAUUCUGAGACAGUUAGUACAUUCUAGUAAAAAUUCAUUUUAAUGUAAAAUUCGUCAGAAAGAAUUUAUUAAUUCUUGCAGUUUUAAGCACCAUGAGAUGUUCCAUUCUUGUAAAACAUACAGAGUGUGACAUGUGUCAACAAAUUUUAUUCACUAAAUCAUAUUUAACAUACCAUCUAGUUCUUCAGUGUGGAAUAAAUAUUUAACUUUUUUAAUGUCACAUGUGUUGUGUUAGAAGGAAUUUUUAAAAUCCUCAUGCUUUAAAAUUUAUAUAUGUUCAUUCAUUUUGAUAUACAUUAGUUGAUAUGAUUGAUUAACCUUAAAUAAAGAUUUUUGACAUUCGGAAUUUUGAAGAAACAAUUUA
This is a messenger RNA of Biomphalaria glabrata, 3492 nucleotides long. RefSeq names its product zinc finger protein 678-like. The coding region runs from base 554 to 2803 and encodes 749 amino acids. Gene Ontology annotation, biological process: regulation of transcription by RNA polymerase II. Lineage: Eukaryota; Metazoa; Mollusca; Gastropoda; Planorbidae. The record is from RefSeq and is a predicted model, not a curated record. The transcript has 5 exons. Gene Ontology annotation, molecular function: DNA-binding transcription factor activity; RNA polymerase II cis-regulatory region sequence-specific DNA binding.